UCGAAAACUUUCUCAGAACGAGUUUGGUCAGAAAUUCAAAACACACUGAAAUAUUGAUAGAACAAGAUCGAUAGAAGAAUAAGGUUUUGGUUUAAAGUAGAGCUUGCUGCAGAUAAUCAAAAGCGAAGAAGUUCAAAAAACUUCAACAGUGAGACUUGGAGAAGAUAGUGCCCAGAAGAUCAAAACCACAGAGAGAUUUCGGGUUGUUGCCAACAACUAUAUUGAAAGUUAAGACCCCAAGUAGUACUGCUGAUGCCAAUAUCAUAGUAUGGACUCGCACCAGCUAUUUGGUAUCAGUGUGUCUGGUGCGGCUCUUCCCUACACAACUUCUCAUCCCACGACUGUGCCAUCUUUGCCCAAUAGACUACUCGGAUCGCUGAAAUUCGACAUUGGAAACUCGCCUUCUUCCCCCUUUUCGACUAAUUUCGAUUCAGAUAACUCCCUCACUACAUUGAGCGAUAGCCAAGAGCAGUACAGCUCAACGGAGAACAAUCUAUCAGGAGUUAGUCCUCCUCCUUGCAAUUCUCCACUAGAAACCAACAGUUAUUAUCUCUAUCCUUGUGGAAAAUCCCUAUUGCAGAAUGCAAACUCUAGCCAGAACUUCAAACACGCUUUGCUUGAGCUAGAGACCGCUUUAAUGGGGCCUGACGAUGAUGUUGAUGAACAUCGGCUAAUUAGACCGAAACCUUCCUACGGGAAGGGUACUUCUGAACAGUCAUUGAAAGAGGAGAGGCAGAGAGGACAAGAACCGGGCCUAAUUCAGCACCAGACAUUUCUAGUCUCUCGGCCAAGGCAGCCCGUUGAUGUUGCCCGAAUUGAAAAGCGUCACAAGUUAAUGGAGGAAGGCUCUUUGCAUCAGCAGGGCUUGCCAUCACCGGAUAAUCUGAAGAACCUCCUGAUUGCCUGCGCCAAAUCUCUAGCCGAAAAUGAUAUCGAAACAUUUGACAAACUGAUCGAAAAAGCCCGAGCCACCGUCUCCAUUAGUGGGGAGCCAAUCCAGCGUCUAGGAGCAUACAUGGUUGAAGGAAUGGUGGCUAGGAAAGAGGCAUCAGGGACCAACAUAUACAGAGCACUUAGAUGCAGAGAGCCAGAAAGCAAAGAAUUACUUUCCUAUAUGCAAAUUCUCUAUGAAAUCUGUCCUUACUUGAAAUUUGGUUAUAUGGCAGCUAAUGGAGCCAUAGCUGAAGCUUGUAGAAACGCAGAUAGAAUUCACAUCGUUGACUUUCAAAUAGCUCAAGGCACACAAUGGUUGACGUUGCUCCAAGCUCUGGCUGCUAGACCAAAUGGCCCUCCGCAUGUGAGAAUUACUGGCAUAGAUGACCCUGUAAACAAAUAUGCCAGAGGCGAUGGACUAGAGGCUGUGGGAAAAAGACUAGCCACAAUCUCACAGAACUUCAAAAUCCCAGUUGAGUUCAACGCAGUGCCUGUUUUUGCACCUGAUGUAACCCGAGAAAUGCUGGGUAUCCGGUCUGAUGAGGCCUUGGCUGUUAACUUCCCACUCCAGCUCCACCACACCCCAGAUGAAAGUGUUGACGUUGCCAACCCAAGAGACGAGCUUCUUAGAAUGGUGAAAUCUCUCUCCCCAAGAGUUGUGACUUUGGUGGAGCAAGAGUCGAACACCAACACGACACCGUUUUUCCACAGGUUCGUGGAGGCUAUGGACUUUUACUUGGCUAUGUUCGAGUCCAUAGACGUGACAUUGCCGAGAGACUCAAAGUAUAGGAUCAAUGUUGAGCAGCAUUGUUUGGCGAGGGACAUAGUGAACGUGGUGGCUUGUGAAGGUAGGGAAAGAGUUGAACGACAUGAGCUCUUGGGGAAAUGGAAGUCAAGGUUGACCAUGGCGGGUUUCAAGCAAUACCCUUUGAGCUCUUAUGUCAACUGUGUCAUAAGAAGCCUGCUGAGGUGUUAUUCUGAGCAUUAUACAUUGGCAGAGAAAGAUGGUGCUAUGCUUUUGGGCUGGAAAGAUAGAAACUUGAUAUCGGCUUCUGCUUGGCACUGAUUAUCUAUCAAGUCAACAUAUAAAAUAUAUGUUAUAUAUAGGAGAAAAUAUUAUAAUAAGAUCAUGAGAAGGAAAAAAAACUAGAGGUAGAGGAAAUAGUUAUACAAGUUAUUCAUUUAAUAGAUUCUUUUAUGUCGAGAUGUUUUUUUUAAUAGAAAUGUAGGAGAAGGCUAUUAGAGAUUUACUACUAGUUUUAUGUAUCAUAUUUGUGGAUCAUAAUGGCUGAUGUACUAUAAACACAAAGUGUUCGUUUAUUUGAUUAUUUUGUUAAACGGUGGCCUUAAGCUGCUUCUAUUAA
Molecule: messenger RNA, 2297 nt
Organism: Humulus lupulus (European hop)
Lineage: Eukaryota; Viridiplantae; Streptophyta; Magnoliopsida; Rosales; Cannabaceae
Product: scarecrow-like protein 21
Exons: 2
Coding region: 269-1999 (576 amino acids)
Biological process (GO): regulation of DNA-templated transcription
Cellular component (GO): nucleus
Molecular function (GO): sequence-specific DNA binding; DNA-binding transcription factor activity
Source: RefSeq, a predicted model, not a curated record